AUGUCCCAAUUCAAUGAGGAAUUUCCAGCAACUGAGUUGAUAGAAGAUUCUAUCUCUGCAGAGAACCAAUUUCAAUCAUUUGUGGAUGAAACUGUUCAAUUUCCAUUCACAUACACUGAGGAAAUAGCUGCAACUGGGUUGAUGGAAGCUCCUAUCUCUACAGAGAACCAAGUGGGAUUAAUAUUAGAAGAAGCAACUUCACACAUUCAAGGGCAAAAUUUGGCCCCAAGAAGAUGCUAUAAUUCGUUUACUCAAACUCUAAACGAGAAUUCACCUAUGAUUCAAGGCUUGGAUACAUUAAAUGAAUACAACACAAGUAGUCAGAUAUUGAAGCCAAAUAUCAUGGGAAACAAUACUUUGAGUGACAUCAAUCAUCAAUCAUCUUCGAAUCAAAUGAACCCGGCCGUGCAGGAAAGAGGGAGAAUUGACAUGAGAGUUCCAAAUAAUCAAAUCAUGACUAGUGAAAGUUUUACAUUGCCACCUUUUCAAAAUGAUCAAAUUGUUAACUCUCACAAUGAAUGGAACUCUGGGUGGCCCGAAAACAACCGAUUCUCAAGUGUUGGUGUUAAUGAUUCACAAUACAACCCUAAUUACAAGCAGUAUACAGAAAUAUAUAAUCAAGUUGUUGACUCUGUUCAACUCUCCAGGCCCGAACAAUCAAUGAGUAUACAAAUGCAUCAAGUAGCUCCUGCUAAUGCAAACAAGGUCACCAUACAACCUGACAAAACAACAAUUGCUGAAUCUUCAUUUAUAAGGGCUCCUCCAAAUUCAAUUAUCAACAACCACAAUGCUACACCAAUGGUUUUGUCAAUUGGUCCAUCUAAUGUUAUUUUUCCUCAGCAAAAUCAAAGACUAAACUUGCAAAUUGGAAGGGGACAACAAGAACAACCAUGGGAAAAUCGACAACUUCAAAUUGGACAAAGUUCAUCUUCUAAAGAUCAAGAGAUCAAUAAUUUACCAUUGGGCCAAAGAGUUGACAUUGGUCUUGCUCUCCGACAACCAAACAAUGCACUUGAGAAUGCAAGGAUUCAAAAUCUUGGCAAUAAUAUCAAUGUUAAUCCCUAUCUUGAGCAAAAUCAAUAUUCAAGCAAUGCUCUCUAUGACUCUUUGUUUGAGAUUUGUGGUCAUGCAGUUGACCCCCACAUUAGAAUGUUUCUACAAUCGACCGAUCCAGAAAUACAAAGGUAUCUCAAGUUCGAUUGAAAAGUGUGUGGACUUCUAAUGCCAACUCUUUUUUAAUCCUUUUUUUUAUUAUCGUUGUUUAAUAAAAUUCUAAAAUAAGGGCUUGUUUUUGUGCUUACAUUAAGAGUGCACUAGAUGAGACCUAUCUUACCGUUUAUGUCUGGUAUAAUCUUACUCAU
Cajanus cajan (pigeon pea) is the source of this 1361-nucleotide messenger RNA. The record is from RefSeq and is a predicted model, not a curated record. NCBI's taxonomy places the organism in Eukaryota, Viridiplantae, Streptophyta, Magnoliopsida, Fabales, Fabaceae.